UUCCUGUAUUGAACCACCACCAGUCAGAGCCUAAGCCCCUUUUGCUCCACAGCCCCGCACCAAAACCAGGGAGGAAAUUUCGUAGCUUGGACGCCAUUGUCCUGUCCUCCGGUGGGAAGCCAGCCGAGUCGGUCUCCUGGUGUUGCUGCCGGUAAAACCGCGGCGGCCCGCCUGUCUGCUGAAAGCCGAGAAAGCUGCACAUUAGGACGGAGACGCGGGGCACGAUUUUUCCAGGAGCUGGGCGCUAGAUAGUAGCAGCUAGCUGGCUAGUAGCAGCAGGUAGAUAAGCUAGAAGAAGCAGGAAAAAAAGAAAUGUGUUGACUCCAAAUGCUAUUAAUGCACCUGAAAACCACCCGACUUGUAAAGAGCACCUCGGCAUGAUCCUUUUUUUACCUAAAUAUCUGAGUGACAUGCUACCGAAAGUGUACUAACUUUGCUAACGUUAGCUAGCUACCCUGAGUUGAUCCUGUUGCUCUUUCAGACUCAGUGUCAAACAAGGAAAAGGUGAGAUUUAGCAGCUGCUGAGAUCACUGCAGCUUAGUUUCUUAUUCAAGAAAAGUCGUUUAUAGGGUCGUUAUUGAAAUGGCUCCCAAAAGAAGACCCGUGCCCCUGAACAUAACGCCCAUCGGAGAAGGACAGGCCACCUCAAACACCAUCGAUGCUGCAUCUGAAGCUAACCUCGAGGCCUUACAAAAGAAACUGGGUGAGCUUGACCUGGACGAACAACAGAGGAAACGACUGGAAGCUUUCCUCACCCAGAAAGCCCAGGUCGGGGAACUGAAGGAUGAGGAUUUUGAACCCAUUUGUGAGUUGGGUGCCGGAAACGGAGGAGUGGUAAACAAGGUCCGCCACAAACCAUCGAAUUUGGUCAUGGCUCGAAAGUUGAUCCACCUUGAAAUCAAGCCUGCCAUCAGGAACCAGAUUAUUAGAGAGCUGCAGGUGCUGCAUGAAUGCAACUCCCCCUACAUUGUGGGCUUCUAUGGGGCCUUUUACAGCGACGGGGAGAUCAGCAUCUGUAUGGAGCACAUGGAUGGUGGAUCCUUGGACCAGGUCCUGAAGGAAGCCAGAAGAAUCCCAGAGGAAAUUCUGGGAAAAGUUAGCAUAGCUGUUUUGAGAGGAUUAGCUUACCUGCGAGAGAAGCACCAGAUCAUGCACAGAGAUGUCAAGCCCUCCAACAUCCUGGUCAACUCUCGCGGGGAGAUCAAGCUGUGCGACUUUGGUGUGAGCGGCCAGCUCAUAGAUUCCAUGGCCAACUCCUUUGUUGGAACGCGCUCCUACAUGUCGCCGGAGAGACUGCAGGGCACUCACUACUCUGUUCAGUCUGACGUGUGGAGCAUGGGUCUGUCCCUGGUAGAGCUGGCGAUUGGCCGCUACCCCAUCCCCCCACCAGACGCCAAAGAGCUGGAGGCCAUCUUCGGACGGGCCGUUCUGGACGGGGCUGAGGGAGAGCCUCACACCAACAUGCAGAGGCCCAGACCACCAGGAAGGCCUGUGAGCGGACACGGGAUGGACAGUAGACCUGCCAUGGCCAUCUUUGAACUUUUGGACUAUAUUGUGAAUGAGCCACCCCCCAAGCUGCCACAUGGUGUCUUCACUAAUGACUUCCAGGACUUUGUGACAAAAUGUCUGAUCAAAAACCCAGCUGAGAGGGCAGAUCUGAAGAUGCUGAUGAGUCACACGUUCAUCAAGCGAUCAGAAGUGGAGGAAGUGGACUUUGCCGGUUAUUUGUGCAAAACCAUGAGCCUCAACCAGCCCAGUACUCCCACCCGUGGCACCGAGUGAACAGCCCCACACCCCACCCCACCCCAACUUCCUUAUCACACCUCUGGGUCUUGCUUGCAUACACAUACAUACAUACAUAAUACUGUACAUACACAAGCCAUCACACAUAUUGGCUCUUUUCAUAUAUUCCUCUUGGGUAAAACGGUUUUGCCCCCCCCUCCCAUUUAUUUCCUUACCAGCAGCAGGGCCCGUUGAGUCAUUGUACUGUAAGACCACAGCUUCACCAUGCCAGUGUCAAGAGUAGCCCCAGCUCACUUUUCCACACUGCUACAGAGGAUGUAAAGCACCGAAGGGCUGCCAGUGUGUCAGCAGAAUUUGCAUUGAUUGACAAACUUCUUUUGUAUUGUUGAAUAUUCUGUAUUAAUCUUUUCUAUGGCAACAGUUGAUGGCUUGUGGAACUGUAUUUUAAUAAAUUACCUGCUGUAGAGGUUUGUUGGGCUGAGAGAAAUCUAAACAUAUUAUCUACUUGCAGAAUCUAAAUUGGUUUUAUUGAAGGCAAAAGCAGCAACUUUCAUUUAGAAACCCCUUUGUCACACUUAUUCAUGCUAAAACUUUCACAACAGAGAUCUUGCAGUUAGCUGCAAUAUUGUGAUCAAAUUUGUGAGUAGAGAGCGCAGGACAAACAGGCGCACAAGGAGCCCUUUAGUACUUUUUGGUAAAUGAGUGGUCACUCUAAAGACUGUUUUUAUUUUAGUUUUUUUUAUUACUUUAUUUGACAGGGACGGUGCAUAUUUAUAACAUCACUGAAAAUAUGCCACAGACAGAAAAUCCCUGGAUCACUUUGUGAACAAUGUCACAAACCAAAGAGGGUACUCAUGAUUACUAAAGUUUUUCAAUGCCUGAUCAGUUGUUUUUUUUCUGUAUGCACAUUCAUGAACAGUAUAUCAAUGUACUUUGAAUGUUUUGAUUUUUCAUUCAGUGAGCUACACUCUGAUUGUGUUGACAUUGUUUCCUCGUACAUUUCAAUUCACAUCCUGCACUAUGUGUCACGAGAGGAGGCACAUGUUGCAGAGGCCUGAUGUAUGCCAGAAUGUCUUUAUUGACAUUGAGAAAACAAUGAUCAAAAUGUAUUCAUGGGAUGAUAUAGCAUGGUUUAUCUUUCUUAUACUGUAUGUGUAUUUUGUUUCCCGAGAUCAUGGUGGGGAUGAUGAGUUGUUGUUUUUAUGAAAAGCCUCUGCAAUAUCAAUAUGAAAAUUCAAUCAUGUUGACUAAUUAACCUUGUUUUUUUCUUUGUUGUUGGUCUGUAUUUCCCCCUGAAGUGUAUUUGGUUAUGUUUUCACUGUAUUGCUAUGUUUGGCGCUCCAAGCUUUCUCUUGGGGCACAACCAGCCUAGAGGCGUGCUUUUGGAAAAGACUUGGGUUGAAAUACAAUUGAAAACCUUUUCCCUUCCAUUGAACCAAAUUGUUUGUGUUAAAAAAAAACAAAAAACAACCUCAAGUGGAUCUUCAGACAACCUGAAGCAAGUUUUCGAGUAGUACAAAGGGUUUGACUGACACAGGUCAGUGUUGGUUACAUGGUGGUGGUGUUACUUGCUAGCCUGCCGUCUUGCUAGAGCUCUUAUAUUGUCUCUGUUUAUGGCUGCCCUUUCUUACCCCCCCCCCCCCCCCCCCCCAAAAAAAAAAAAUGUGCAUUUGUUCAAAGCAAAAUGGAUGCAUUGUCACUUGUAUGUGUACAAAGCUAUAUACAAAAAAUACAGGAUUACUAUUUUGCAGUCUUAAUAUACAAAUUUUUGAUUUAUGUAAACGACAAGGGAGAAGAGUCAUUUAUUAUAAUAUAAAAUGUGUUGGAUAUGGUUAUAAUGUAUAAA
Scomber scombrus (Atlantic mackerel) is the source of this 3589-nucleotide messenger RNA. RefSeq names its product mitogen-activated protein kinase kinase 2a (gene map2k2a). Gene Ontology annotation, biological process: protein phosphorylation. Lineage: Eukaryota; Metazoa; Chordata; Actinopteri; Scombriformes; Scombridae. Gene Ontology annotation, molecular function: ATP binding; protein kinase activity. The record is from RefSeq and is a predicted model, not a curated record. The transcript is spliced from 11 exons. The coding region runs from base 583 to 1782 and encodes 399 amino acids.